AUGGAACCAAUUUCCCUUAACUCUCACGGGUUCGUUAACCUCCUUGCCUCCCAGAGCAGUCAACCAAUAGAUAUUGGUUGUUCUGAGGUUCCAAAACCUGCGGAAAGGCGGAAGUGGACAGCCAAAGAAGAUGUGGUGCUGAUCAGUGCUUGGUUGAACACCAGCAAGGAUCCAAUCGUGAGUAAUGAGCAGAAGGCUGGCUCAUUUUGGAAGCGCAUAGAGGAGUGUGUGAAUGCAAGCCCUCUGCUCGUUGGCUCCGUUCCUAGGGAGUGGAGUCAAUGUAAGCAGAGGUGGGGUAGGGUUAAUGAACAGGUUUGCAAGUUCGUGGGAUGUCACGAAGCUGAUUUGAAGAAGCAAGCCAGUGGACAAACUGAGAAUGAUGUCAUGAAGGCGGCUCAUGACAUCUUCUUUAAUGACUACAAUGCCAAGUUCACUCUUGAACAUUGUUGGAGGGGGCUUCGGUUUGAUCAAAAAUGGAGAUCCCACAACUCGACACGAGAUGGUGAAAAGGAGAAGAGGAAGGAACCUGCGGAGGAGGUGGGUGGCGAGGAAGAUGUUAGGCCUCCCGGUGUGAAGGCUUCCAAAGAAGCAAAACGCAAGAAACACUUCAAUGAACCAGCGUUUGAUCAGAUAGAGAGCAUUUUAGAGGUCACGGGUUCAAGGAGGAGGAUGCGUGUGGACGUGGUUGUAGGUCUCGGUUUCUUUAUGUAUCAUAUCAAGUCACAGCAAGAAAAAGAUCAAUCAAUAAUGUCUUCCUCAUCAAGCGAUGAAGCAGAUAAAGCUUUUGAUGAAAUGGUCGACAAAGUUGUUGAUAAUUUCAUAGACACAAUAGUUGAUGGUCAAACCAACUACCGGAAGAAACGAGCUUAUAUCGAAAGAGAUCGAGAGCGAGGACACAAUCAACUAUGGAAAGACUAUUUCAUGGAAAAUCCUACAUACCCACCUGAAAUGUUUAGGAGGCGUUUUCGAAUGAACAAACCACUGUUCCUUCGCAUUGUCGAGCGUCUAAGUAGUGAAGUUCCAUACUUUUAG
This is a messenger RNA of Brassica napus (rape), 1032 nucleotides long. Its product is annotated as glutathione S-transferase T2-like. The record is from RefSeq and is a predicted model, not a curated record. Lineage: Eukaryota; Viridiplantae; Streptophyta; Magnoliopsida; Brassicales; Brassicaceae. Bases 1 to 1032 code for a protein of 343 amino acids. The transcript has 3 exons.